Sporisorium graminicola is the source of this 291-nucleotide messenger RNA. RefSeq lists its product as uncharacterized. Gene Ontology annotation, biological process: endoplasmic reticulum to Golgi vesicle-mediated transport. The record is from RefSeq and is a predicted model, not a curated record. Bases 1 to 291 code for a protein of 96 amino acids. The transcript has 3 exons. Gene Ontology annotation, cellular component: endoplasmic reticulum membrane; Golgi membrane; COPII-coated ER to Golgi transport vesicle. NCBI's taxonomy places the organism in Eukaryota, Fungi, Basidiomycota, Ustilaginomycetes, Ustilaginales, Ustilaginaceae.
AUGUUCGGUCUUGGUUCAGCGUUUUACCUUAUCCUUUUCAUCACAAACGCACUAGCUGUGUUGUCAGAAGAACGCUUCUUGGCCCGAGUCGGGUGGUCAUCACACGCGCUAGCCAACCAAGCGCAUUCGUUCGACCAAGGCUUUCAGUCCAACCCAUACUCGGCAUCACAGGACAACGUCACGAUCAAGGUGAGGCUGAUCAAUCUCAUCUCUGCCGUCAGGACACUUAUGCGAAUUCCAUUGGUGGUAAUCAACAUCGUUGUCGUCGUCUACCUCAUUGUUCUCGGCUAA